Nelumbo nucifera (sacred lotus) is the source of this 2323-nucleotide messenger RNA. RefSeq names its product putative kinase-like protein TMKL1. Gene Ontology annotation, biological process: protein phosphorylation. NCBI's taxonomy places the organism in Eukaryota, Viridiplantae, Streptophyta, Magnoliopsida, Proteales, Nelumbonaceae. Gene Ontology annotation, molecular function: protein kinase activity; protein binding; ATP binding. The record is from RefSeq and is a predicted model, not a curated record.
UUCAAAGUUCAAAGGGCUCUCUCACCACUGGCAGAGCACACCCCAGUACUACUACCAACCCACCUUUCCCCUCUCUCUUGCACUCUCUCCUAUUCUCUCAUGGCGUCUCUGCAACUUUACUCUUUCUACAUUUUCUUCUUCUCCUGCUUUUGUUUCUUUAACACCCUCUUUGGAUCAUCUUCAGACGUAGAGCUUGUACUGGGAAAGAUCAAACCUUCACUCGAAGGAGGUGAAGAGAAUAUGUUGCUCUCUUCGUGGAACACUUCGGUUCCUCUCUGUCAAUGGAGGGGACUCAAAUGGAUCUUCUCUAAUGGCACCCCUCUUAAAUGUGACGACGUCUCAUCGCCUGAACGGACCAAUGUUUCGCUGUUUAGAGACCCAGCUCUGCAACUUAUAUCUCUUCAGCUCCAGGGAGCUGGUCUCUCCGGCGAAAUCCCCAGAGAAAUCGGUGAGCUCUCGUCGUUGCAGAGUCUGUACCUUGGUGUUAACUCACUCAAAGGAAGCAUCCCACUUGAGCUUGGGUAUAGCUCUUUGCUCUCCGAUAUUGAUUUAAGCGGUAAUUUCUUAAAUGGGUCUUUCCCUCCUUCGAUCUGGAAUCUCUGCGAUAGGCUUGUUACACUUCGGCUUCACGGUAAUAAUCUUUCGGGUUCUCUUCCUCAACCUACACUACCCAACUCGACUUGUAGGGAUUUACAGGUUUUGGAUUUGGGAAACAACAGCUUUUCGGGAGAAUUUCCGGAGUUUGUAACUAGAUUUCAUGCUCUAAAAGAGCUUGAUCUUGGGAGUAAUAAGUUUUCUGGUUCGAUUUCGGAGAGUCUGACUGGAUUAAGUCUUGAAAAAUUGAAUCUUUCUUACAAUAAUUUUUCUGGGGUUCUGCCCACUUUCGGGCACUCGAAGUUUGGAGCCGGGGUUUUUGAAGGAAAUAAUCCUGGGCUUUGUGGGUCUCCUCUGGAAGAAUGCAGGGGAAGCUCCGGCCUGAGCUCCGGCGCCAUUGCUGGAAUUGUGAUCGGACUGAUGGCGGGCGCUGUGGUUUUGGCUUCAGUACUAAUUGGGUAUGUACAAGGGAAGAAGAGGAGGAACAGGGGAGGAGAUGAAGAUGAGAUAGAGGAAGGAGAAGAUGAGGUGAACGGUGGCGGUGGAGGUGGUGAAGGCAAGCUUCUAUUGUUUCAGGGCGGCGAGCAUUUAACAUUAGAGGACGUAUUGAACGCUACUGGUCAGGUAAUGGAGAAAACGAACUAUGGAACCGUUUAUAAGGCUAAACUCGCUGAUGGAGGAACCAUUGCUCUCAGGCUGUUGAGAGAAGGUAGUUGCAAGGAUAGAGGGUCAUGUUUACCCGUGAUAAGGCAACUUGGCCGAGUCCGCCAUGAAAAUCUUGUCGCACUCCGAGCUUUCUAUCAGGGACAGAGAGGGGAGAAGCUCCUCAUUUAUGACUAUCUCCCCAAUAAGACUCUCCACGAUCUUUUACAUGAAACCAGAGCUGGGAAGCCAAUGUUGAACUGGCCUCGUCGGCACAAAAUUGCACUUGGAAUAGCUAGAGGACUUGCGUAUCUGCAUACAGGCAUGGAAGUACCCAUAACCCACGGCAAUGUGAGAACAAAAAAUGUCCUCGUAGAUGAUUUCUUUGUGGCCAGGCUGACUGAAUUCGGGCUAGACAAGCUAAUGGUACCUUCAGUUGCAGACGAAAUAGUUGCAGCUGCAAAGAUUGAUGGCUACAAGGCUCCUGAGCUACAGAGGAUGAAGAAGUGCAAUUCAAGGACAGAUGUAUAUGCGUUUGGGAUACUUCUGUUGGAGAUUUUGAUGGGGAAGAAGCCUGGUAAAGACAUCCGUAGUGGGGAAUUUGUGGACCUACCUUCAUUGGUGAAGGUGGCAGUGUUGGAGGAGACGACAAUGGAGGUUUUCGACGUGGAGGUGUUGAAGGGAAUCAGGAGUCCAAUGGAGGAUGGCUUGGUUCAGGCAUUAAAACUUGCAAUGGGUUGCUGUGCUCCAGUGGCUUCGGUCAGACCUACAAUGGAUGAAGUUGUUAAACAGUUGGAAGAGAACAGACCCAGGAACAGGUCUGCUUUGUAUAGCCCAACUGAAACAAGGAGUGAAAUAGGUACUCCUUUUUAAGCUUUCUUUCACUAAAUUUCAACAUAUCUUGAGUUUCUUUCAUUCUCUCCAAUGAAAAAAGCUUGGUGAUGAUGCUUUAUGAAUUAAAGUUGUGUUUCUCUAAAUGGGGGAACUGCUACAUAACCUUGUUCUAGUUCAAUGGCAUUUCCCCUUGAAUUAGUGAGUUGUAAUGUUAUUGACUGUUAGAAAGUUCCAUACAGUACUUGCAUAUGCA